GACUUGGCUAAUGGAAGCGUGCUCGGGAGCUUGAGCGAGGAGGGACGAUGGGAAGGGGGGAAGGAGGGACGAGGAUCCCGGGAGCUUUAGCCGUCAAGACGGAAACGAGGGCGAAGUGGAAGCGGCCUGGGUUGAGAAGAAGAAGCCCGUCCCAGCAGCGGGCGUGUUGAGGGAAAUUAUUUUCAGGUCGUGCUGCUCCUGUUACGCAUGCGGAGUCAGAGCCUCUCUGCCUCGCCGCCUCCAUUUUCAGUUCCAAAUUCUCUCCCACUCCUCCCCUAUCCAUUAAGAAGAAAGAAAAUGGCUGCCUCUUCAUCUUCCUCCUCAGCUGGAGGGGUCAGCGGAAGUUCUGUAACUGGACCUGGCUUUAGUGUCUCAGACCUUGCCCCACCACGGAAAGCCCUUUUCACCUACCCCAAAGGAGCUGGAGAAAUGUUAGAAGACCUCCUUGUGACCAACAACAGACAUUUGCAAAACAGCUGGCCAAGGUUAGGGAUGCAGUCUGUGGCCAUGGAAAAGAGCAAAGACGGCUCAGAGAGAUUCCUUUGUGAGUCUGUUUUCAGCUAUCAAGUGGCAUCUACACUUAAACAGGUGAAACAUGAUCAGCAAGUUGCUCGGAUGGAGAAGCUGGCUGGCUUGGUGGAAGAGCUCGAGGCAGAUGAAUGGCGGUACAAACCCAUUGAACAGCUGCUGGGCUUUACCCCCUCCUCAGGCUGACAAUGUUGGGAUUACCUCUGGAGCACAAGCAGGGGCAUGACUGGGGAGGGUCUUUUCUGCACAGCAUCUGGGAUCCAGGGAGUCAGAGCUGCAUAUGAAAUGGUUUGCUCACAUUCACACUUGGUGCCUCUGUAAUAAACUACAUUCCAUGUAAGCUAGAAUGCCUGUGGGGGGAAAAACCACUACAGCUUAACUAGGUUAUCUGACAGGGGAGCAUUUUUCUUCCCUAAGAACCCACUGGAGAUUGGGUUAAGUGAGACAGUCAGUUUCAGAGAAUUGGAAGGUUUCCAUUUGGGGUUUGAGGGGUUUUUGGGAAACUUCACUUAACAAGCAGUGAAUGUGCCCAAAGUGGUCCACUUGAGAAGAGUCCACCCAGUCAGUCAUUCUGGGCCUAGAGCACCUCACCAAGUCAUGGUCAAGAUAAAGAGGUAGGAAAGAUAGCAAUUCCUUUUGAAGAUGAAUGGGAUUAUAAUCAGGACAGGUCCAAAUGAAGAACAGAAAAAAAAAUGUUAGCUGUAUUUUCUGUCAUUAGAUACCACAGCACUGUUGAGUCCAGCUUUGUGACAUGACCUUGUUGACUGCAUGCUGAAUGCUUGGAAAGGGACUUGGCAUUUUCAUGUUGGCACAGUAUAGAAGUGAAACAGCAGGAACCUUUUAAACCCAGAAAUCCAGGGCCCUUCUCAGUGCUGGACUCAAGCUGUUCUGUGGCAAAGAAAUCCUUUCAAAGAGCUUCAAAUUGGUUUCUUUAUCCUUUCAAAGUCUCAGGGAUUUGCGAAGGGGGAGGUGGUUAAAUUGCUUUGUUGUGAAUAAGGAAACAAAACCAUUUCUCAUAAGCAAAUGGUGGCAUGUUUCACUUUGCAUCAGAUGGAUUCACCAGAGCAUGAAUUAGUUUCUUCUCCAUUGGUAAGGAAAGCCUGAAAAUGAACAGCUAGUCCUUCUGCUAUCCCUCCUGAGGUCCCAGAGUUGUAAACAUCAUUAUUGGACCGUGUGCACAUUUUGCCUUUUAGAAAACAUCUUGGUCGUUUUGGGUUGGGCUAUUUGUUUUGUUUUGUUUUUUAAUGAUUUCCAAUUGACCUUCUUAGACCAGAUUAAUAAAUAAGUAAAAUCCUGGUA
Messenger RNA from Phascolarctos cinereus (koala), 1827 nucleotides. It is a transcript of the gene ANAPC16, whose product is annotated as anaphase promoting complex subunit 16. Gene Ontology annotation, biological process: protein ubiquitination. NCBI's taxonomy places the organism in Eukaryota, Metazoa, Chordata, Mammalia, Diprotodontia, Phascolarctidae. The record is from RefSeq and is a predicted model, not a curated record. Gene Ontology annotation, cellular component: cytosol; kinetochore; anaphase-promoting complex.